AUGGCUUCACCACAACACCAAAUGACUACGGAGAUGCUCCCGGAUGAGCUUUUAUUAAACAUAUUCAUCCGAUUAUCGGCCAAACAGCUUGCUCAAAUGAGGUCUGUCUCCAAAUCUUGGAAUUCUCUCUUAUCUCAAUCCUCCUUUGUGAAAUCCCACCUUCAUCGUUCUUCUCACAACAACGAUCAAAUUCUCUUGGUCUUCUGCCCCACGCUAUGUUCUUCUGACUCUAAACUGUUUAAAGCACACUUACGUCGAUCUCCCCAUCUUGAACUCACUGAGUUCAACACAUUUUUCCCGGUUAACCUUGAAUCUGGUCAUACCACUAGAAUCAAAGUUAUCGGUGCUGUUAACGGCUUAAUAUGCUCUUUUUACUAUCUUCCUGUUCUUCAUAUCUGGAAUCCUUCUCUCUCUGCCAUGUCGACUCUCCCACCAUAUUCUACGCCCUCCUGCCUUCCUUUUGAAAUCUGUUUUCGGUUUGGGUUUGAUCCCAAAACAAAUGAUUACAAAGUUGUUAAGCUCACCAGCAUAGCAAACUAUAUUGGUACUUCUCCAUAUAUCUUGAGAGAGUGGAUGCAAGUUGAGGUUUAUAGUAUGAGGAAAGGUUCCUGGGAGUUGAUCGCUGAAAGGUUUCCAUCGCACAUGACAAUGGUUGACGAUCUCUGUGACGUUUGUGCAGAUGGCCAUGACGGCCAUCUUCAUUGGCAUUGUCAUUGUAUGAGAGGGACGGAUACGGAUACUCCAGCAACGAUAGUGGCAUUUGAUAUGGGUUCAGAGACAUUCCAUGAGAUGCCUCUUCCAGAUUCUAUACUAGAAUACAAAAGCUGUUAUGUUUUAGGAGUUUUGGCCACAAAGCUUUGUGUGAUGACAUGGGAUGAGAAUGAUGCAUUUGAGGUGUGGGUGAUGAAUGAGUAUGGGGUGGCUGAAUCAUGGUCGAAAAGACAUGCCUUUUCACAAUUUGAUGGAUUCACAUCACAUGGUGAGUUUCUUGUUGAAGAUAGGGAUGAACGCCUUGUUUUGUACGAUCCAGUUGCAAACAAGGCUAAAGUUUUGGAUAACUACUGUCUAGGAGAUAUAUAUUUAGAGAAAAUUGUGGAGUACGUCGACAGUCUUGUUUGGGUAGCACCUAGUGAGCAUGAGAUUGUGGAUGGUGCAGGACAAAACGAGAGAUGCCAAGUAUGA
Molecule: messenger RNA, 1182 nt
Organism: Lactuca sativa (garden lettuce)
Lineage: Eukaryota; Viridiplantae; Streptophyta; Magnoliopsida; Asterales; Asteraceae
Product: F-box/kelch-repeat protein At3g06240
Molecular function (GO): protein binding
Source: RefSeq, a predicted model, not a curated record